GAUCUCUCAUGGAUGCCGUCUCAUUCGCGCCAUCCACGCUCCAUCACGCAGCACACACACACUGCUUUUGAUUCUCUCGUCCUGCCGCCAGCAACAGCAGCAGAUCCAGGAUCUCAGGAUUUCAUCCCUUUGUGCAUCGACAAACAAUUUCCAAACGAAUCAAAACUAAUAUUUCUACCUAGUAUGGCAACAACCAAACGCCUUCUAAGCCUGCUCCUGCUGGCCCUAGCGGCCCCGCGCCUCCACGGCCGCCACAUGUCCUCAUUGAUGCCUUCCAGCGAAAUCGACAACAGCAUCGCGGCGAGCUCAACGAGCGACACCUCCACGGACGCCGGCGACGACCCCGCCGACUGGGUGCGCAUCUCCCUCUCACCACCCCCAUCCAUCCACCACACCCGCGGCGCUCAUCUAGAACUAGAAUGCGAAGCAGUGGGUUCCCCAGCACCCAUUCUUCGCUGGGUGAAAGACGGUAAACCACUCGCCGAACUAGACGCAUACGAUACAAAUCUAGUGGAUGAAACCACCAGCCAUGGUCUUGCAAAAGUCCGCGCACGUCUCUUAGUCCACGCGCUGGUCGAUGGCAACGCAGGUGUCUACACAUGUGUGGCCCAGGCGGGCACACAGGUCGCCACGGCUCAAACCCAACUGCAUGUGAAAUCCUCCGGAGGGCUUCAAGGCAUGAAUCUCUCCCAGGUUUCAUUCAUGACCAAACGUAUUCCAGCCCGGAUUGUGCUCUACGAUACAAUCUACAUGGACCACAUUGGCGAGGAUAUUAUUCUACCCUGCUCAUCGGUAGGUUCACCAUUACCGGAAGUGUUCUGGUUGGACCCUGAUGAGAACCCGCUCACCGAGGAUAAGCGCUACUCGACGCUGCCGAACGGCGCGCUGCUGAUACGCAACAUUCGCUGGAACGACAUGGGGCCGUACACGUGCAUCGCGCGCAACAAUCACGGCCAGGAUAACAUCACGACCUUCUUGUAUCCGAUGCUCGCCGAGCGGAAGUAGGCGCACGUGGCGUUGCGGUCCUUCUAGUCAAGCGUUGUUCCCGAUUAAACAUAAACAAUUAGCACUUUUGACAAAAGUAUUAGUAGACUCUAAUCGUAGGUAAUUUAUUUUUGUACGCCUAGAGAGAAGCCAGCCGUCUCUUUUUGUUUAUUUUAUAGGUUUUUUUUUAUUGCAUUGUACUUGUACUUAAUUUAUUAUUAUAUGCCAAUGACCAAAAAUGUCGACGUGUGUAAACCUUGUAUUUGUGUAAAAAAGAAAAUAUUUAAAUAAACAUAGCGUGAAACAUGA
This is a messenger RNA of Dalotia coriaria, 1293 nucleotides long. RefSeq names its product Ecdysone-inducible gene L2 (gene ImpL2). The coding region runs from base 13 to 1005 and encodes 330 amino acids. Gene Ontology annotation, biological process: axon guidance; dendrite self-avoidance; homophilic cell-cell adhesion. The record is from RefSeq and is a predicted model, not a curated record. Gene Ontology annotation, cellular component: plasma membrane; axon. NCBI's taxonomy places the organism in Eukaryota, Metazoa, Arthropoda, Insecta, Coleoptera, Staphylinidae. The transcript is spliced from 2 exons. Gene Ontology annotation, molecular function: cell-cell adhesion mediator activity.